Molecule: messenger RNA, 1995 nt
Organism: Myripristis murdjan (pinecone soldierfish)
Lineage: Eukaryota; Metazoa; Chordata; Actinopteri; Holocentriformes; Holocentridae
Product: ubiquitin-conjugating enzyme E2 D2-like
Exons: 7
Coding region: 405-848 (147 amino acids)
Source: RefSeq, a predicted model, not a curated record
AGCCGCUCGUUAGCCAACAGUAUCGACAGACAACGGGAAGAGACGCUUCUGUUGCUCUUACUUCUACUCAUAAACGCAGUUAUUUCGCCACAAAGGGACACCAGCUAUUUGAUAUAAGAAGUACGAACUACCGAGGAAGUAGAGAUACUACCAAAGCGUCGGGUGGCGUCCGUCUUGCGGUGAAAAUAAACCGGAUAAGAUCGCUAGCAUUGUUGGCAACUCCGUGCGUACGUACUUGAGCUCGCUAGCCAGCUAGCGUUACCUUGACGCUAGCUCGAAGAAGAAAGGCCGUCGAGCUGACCUAACGUCACUUGCCAGUAAAUAGUUGAUCAUCCUGGCAUAUCACAGUUGCCCGUCAUUAUUUGGACCUAAAACAUUCAAGUCUAAGGGAACAUCGAGAGAGGAUGGCGCUGAAAAGGAUCCACAAGGAGCUUAACGACCUGGCUCGUGACCCUCCAGCACAGUGCUCAGCAGGCCCGGUGGGCGAUGACAUGUUUCACUGGCAAGCAACAAUCAUGGGACCUAGUGAUAGUCCAUACCAGGGAGGAGUUUUCUUCUUGACAAUUCAUUUUCCAACAGACUACCCCUUCAAACCACCCAAGGUUGCAUUUACAACAAGAAUUUACCACCCAAAUAUUAACAGUAAUGGCAGUAUCUGUCUGGAUAUUCUCAGAUCGCAGUGGUCUCCAGCGCUUACUAUUUCUAAAGUUCUUCUGUCCAUCUGCUCACUCCUAUGUGACCCAAACCCAGAUGACCCGCUAGUGCCAGAGAUCGCACGAAUCUAUAAAACAGAUACCCAGAAAUACAGCAAAACGGCAAAAGAAUGGACACAAAAAUACGCAAUGUGAUGGCAUCCUCUGGAAAGCCGGUGGAAAACGUUGUCGCUGGAUCCAACUUAAAGUUCCGGAUUUCUUUUUUUUUCUUUUCGUUUCUUUUUUUAUGUUAAUCAGUCCGUUUUAUUUCCUCCUCCCCCCCCGCCCCUUUCCUCCUCCUCAUCCUCCUCCUUCUCCUCUUCCUCCUCCUCCUCCUCCCCCCACCCGUGCGCUCAUAAGAAGAUAGUGUUUUCUAGUUCGGACAUGUGCCAGUUCAGACAUUGCGCCAAGUUUUAUAUGGAGUUUAAUCACCAUGGUUCUGAACUCUGUUUGAGCAUGCACCAGUUAAGAAGGCCGGGCUCGCCUGCGCCGACACACUUUGCUAUUCAACCCAGAAUCGAUGAUGUUGCUCAUUAUUCUGCACACACACCGUAAACGCCGGUCCAACCGACCCGAGUCCGGCCCGCGCGUCAGCCUUGUCGUGAUCCGGCGAGGUAACCGGCUGGAUCCUGCGGGACUGACGAUACGUUUGGGCUGGGUUUCUCAGAGCGUUUUGUGGAGGUCAUUUCUAUUGCAAGUCCUUUAAUUUCUGCACCAAAUUAUCAACAUUUCAUAUUAGCAGAAUUGUCCUGUCUAAAUCAAGACAGCACUUAAUGGGAAUAAGUAGCAGCACUUAAAAGGGGGCCCUAAACGAAGCUGUGGGAACCCGGGUCUCGGCUCUUGUUUUUGCUCCCUGGACUGGUGUGAUGUCGGUAUGCUCUUCUGAUCGUUACUAUUAGAAACAUAUUACCCGAGGAAAAAAAAGUUGUAUUUUAUUCCACAAUCAAGUGUGUGUAGAAAGAAGCACAGCAGUAUAUAUCAAUGUUAAGGCAACAAAAGUAUAACUUCCAUGUUGUAUUUUAUGCAUGUUAAUAAAGGUAGGCUAUUGUAUCUGAUAUGUUUCUGCAAACUGAGUGGAUUGUAAGGCUAGGCAGUUGGAAAAUUUGGUUCCCCCUCAAAGGCUUUCUGUCAUCUCUUUUCAUUAUUUAGACGUUAGUAGAAGAGCUAUUAGUUUUACGCCCACUCAAACACUGUCUUCUUGUAGCCCUGAAGUAUCGAUGCAAAGCUGACGGUUGAUAAUCAACUCAUGGCUCUGUCUCUUUUAGUUUUCCCUUCAAUAAAGUUACUUAAAUCAUUAAAACAA